GGGAAUGGUUGAAGAGGGAGGGAGGUAUUUCAAAUCCAUGAUUCAGGAUUAUAACUUUGUUCCUUCCAUGAAACAUUAUGCAUGUAUGGUUGAUCUCUUAGCUCGAUCAGGUAAACUGGAUGAAGCAUUAGACUUCAUUAAGAAAAUGCCAGUUCAACGAGACGUUAGUUUGUAUGGAGCUUUCCUUCACGGAUGUGGAUUAUACUCGAGGUUCGAUCUCGGAGAAGUCGUACUCAGAGAAAUGCUACAACUACAUCGAAAUGAAGCUUGCUAUUAUGGGCUCUUAUAUAAUCUUUAUGCUUCAAAUGGAAAAUGGGGUGAAGUUAAUAAGGUGAGAGAUUUGAUGGUUCAGAGAUGAUUGAACAAAGUCGGAGGGUAUAACCUUGUAGAAACUAAUGCAGAUGUGCUGUUUCAUUAGGUGAAGCCACUUGUGUGGCUCAUAUCUUCAUGUUCUCGUUCAGAUAGUAAAUUUUUUUUGAAGUUCUGAAAUACUGAUUUGUGGAAUUUUCUUACUACCCUUGACCUCUCCUUUGAUGGAGUUUUGACGAGCCUUAUCCAAUAGGGAAAUGUGAGAUGGUGUUGAUCGUCUAACUUUACUUGGAGAACUUCGGUGUUUGGAACCGUUCUUAGUUCGGGCCAACACUAUAAGAAAUGGGCCAUUUAAUAGCGUUCGAAAUUGGACUAUUGAAAACGAAAUAAAAAGAAAAAGUGGGAAAUAUAAAAUUAUCCCGCCCAAUAUUUCUCACGCUUUGGAGAACGUUUAACGAUUUCAUCUCUUUUGCUCAAGAGACGGCCGUCGUUCCACGCUUUAUCUCUAUUGAACGUUUCACGCUUGCCAUACCCACCCACGUCCCGUCUCACACGACUGCCCUCCAUUCAACCGACGACGUUGCCGUCGUUGUCUCUGUCCAAUCGCCAACGCUGAAGCUCUAGCAUCGCCAUCGUCUAUAAGCCAACACACCGUCGUCUACAAGGGUUUCGCUUAGGGUUCUUCGUCUAUCAGCUCCUCCUCUCUUUACUGCUAUUAGAAACUUGGAGCUAAGGAUUCGAGCUCUGCUGAUUGAAAAUGGGAAGUUUCUUCUUUCACCAAAGCCUACAAGAAGAACUACUAGCACGGAGUAUAUUAUCUCAAUGGGUGCCGAAAACAUUUUGAGAUCAAGUAGCUCUUACAUUGGAAAACUGAGGUGGGUGAUUGAAGUCAACGGUGCCCUGGGAACUCUCUGUGCUAAUGAAACCUAUCAGCUUCAGGUCGACUUUCCUGAGCAUUACCCAAUGGAAACCCCACAGGUUAUAUAUUUCUGCAUCCAGCUCCUCUGCAUCAUCAUAUCUAUAGCAAUGGUCACAUUUGUCUAGCCCCAAUUUCUGUUGUGAAGGGAAUUCAUUAACUUGUUGAAGAGGCUAAUUUUUGCUUCAAUUACUCAACUUCUUCUCACAAAUGAACAUUUUGAAACGUUGCAUUAUCAGCAAGCAAGGAUUCAGAUAUGGUGGAGAUUUCAGAUUAGAAUGAAAGGUAGGAGUGCGGGUAUGACUAUAAAGAUUUUAGUCGGUGGGCUUCUGUCCUCAUUGUGAUGAUUCAAGAAUCAAAAUUGAUUGCCAAACCACAAUGGGUUGAACAAUGUUUUCAAAAAUGUUUGUGGCGGCCUUCAAGUGUCGCAAGGCUUUCAUAUUUAUCAAUAAAGUGAAAGCAUUGCAAAUUUCAUUCCUUCAUUCAUCAUCGCAAGAUAAAGUGGUGGAAAUAUGUUCUCAAGAGCAAGAAGUUGUGAUUGCUUUGGGCAGCAACGUGGGUGAUAGACUGCAGAAUUUCAAUGAAGCUUUGCGGUUAAUGAAAAAGGCAGGGAUACACAUUACAAGACAUGCUUGUUUGUACGAGACAGCACCGGCUUAUGUCACUGAUCAACCUCAAUUUCUUAACUCUGCUGUUCGAGCUGUCACAAAGCUUGGGCCACAUGAACUGCUGAGUGCAGUUAAGAACAUAGAGAAGCAGCUGGGACGUACUGCUGGUAUACGGUAUGGCCCAAGGCCGAUUGACUUGGAUAUUCUGUUGUAUGGAAGAUAUAAAGUACACUCAGAUACUCUCACCAUCCCUCAUGAAAGAAUCUGGGAAAGGCCAUUUGUGCUUGCUCCUUUGAUCGAUUUGCUGGGUUCAGAUGUUGAUACAGAUGAUGUUGCAUCCUGGCAUUCUUUGGCUGCUGAUCAUGGUGGACUUUUUGAGUCUUGGGAGAAAGUUGGGGGUGAAUAUCUUGUUGGUAAAGAAGGAAUGAGAAGGGUUUUGUCCAUUGGAAACAGUUUAUGGGACUGGUCUUGCAAGACUUCUGUCAUGGGGGUUCUUAAUUUGACACCUGACAGUUUUAGUGAUGGUGGAAAAUUUCAAUCUAUUGAAGCUGCAGUUUCUCAGGUACGUUCAAUGGUUUCAGAUGGUGCGGAUAUGAUUGACAUUGGUGCUCAGUCGACACGACCUAUGGCACCUAUGAUUUCUGUUGAAGAAGAAUUGGAUAGAUUGAUUCCAGUUUUGGAAGCUGUAACAAGAAUGCCAGAGAUGAGUGGAAAGCUCAUAUCUGUAGAUACGUUUUAUUCAAAAGUUGCAUUGGAAGCUGUCAAGAGAGGGGCUCAUAUUGUAAAUGAUGUAUCUGCAGGGAAUUUGGAUCCUGAAAUGCACAAGGUUGUUGCUGAUCUUAAUGUGCCAUAUAUUGCAAUGCACAUGAGAGGAGACCCAUCGACAAUGCAAAACAAAGAGAAUUUGCAGUAUGAUGAUGUUUGCAAUCAGAUUGCCUUGGAGCUACACUCUAAGAUUAGAGAUGCAGAAUCAUCAGGCAUCCCGGCCUGGAGGAUAAUCAUUGAUCCUGGGGUUGGAUUUUCAAAAACCACAAAGCAAAAUUUGGAAAUCCUAACAGGUAUACCAAAGAUCCGAGCAGCAAUUGCAAAGAGAAGUUUGGGCUUGUCUCAUGCUCCUAUGUUGAUUGGACCUUCAAGAAAGAAAUUUCUCGGUGAAGUGUGUUCUCGAUCAGUUGCAACGGAGCGAGAUCCGGCCACGAUUGCUGCAGUUACUGUAGGGGUUCUUGGUGGCGCAAACAUUGUCAGGGUACAUAAUGUGAGAAAUAAUGUGGAUGCAGUGAGAUUAUGUGAUGCAAUGCAAAAAGAGAAAAAGAGCUGAAGCAUUAUUUGCUUCUGUUUAUGUCAAUUUACUUUUUAACCUAAGAAGCUCGGACACUUAAGUUUGGAUAACGUGUUCGUGUCCCACACAUGUCGGAUACUUGGACACUUUGGCACUUGGAUGGUCCAACAAAUGUAUUAAACAUGCAUAAAAAAACUUAUAGAUGGAACUAAAAAGUCACGUAUAUGACAAUAAUAAUAACUUUUGAGCAUGAAAUUCAUCAAGUUAAGUCUUUUAAACA
This is a messenger RNA of Cucumis sativus (cucumber), 3392 nucleotides long. Its product is annotated as folate synthesis bifunctional protein, mitochondrial. Gene Ontology annotation, biological process: tetrahydrofolate biosynthetic process. Gene Ontology annotation, molecular function: dihydropteroate synthase activity; 2-amino-4-hydroxy-6-hydroxymethyldihydropteridine diphosphokinase activity. The transcript has 7 exons. Lineage: Eukaryota; Viridiplantae; Streptophyta; Magnoliopsida; Cucurbitales; Cucurbitaceae. Bases 1616 to 3151 code for a protein of 511 amino acids. The record is from RefSeq and is a predicted model, not a curated record.